CUAAAUUCACUACCCUAACGAAGUCCUCGAGGAGGAUGGCUUCACCUUUCUCGCUGUCCUCUUGAACACAUCCGGUACAUCUAUACAUCUACCCACCCGGUGCUCAGGCUCUAGACCAAGCUUUACGACAAGCUUCGACGACGUAAUGGAUGCACCCCCAUACUCUCCAACCGCUACUUCGAGCGAGCGACGGCUACCCGAUAGCUAUCGGGUUGCGCAAAGAAGAGACGACGAGGAAGACCCACUAGAAAGUCUUUUGAGAAGGGCGAGGAAGAGCGAAGCGAAAACACCCACGAGUCCUCGAUCACCACAUCAUAGACACUCAUCGCAGGCCUCCACAUCCUCGGGCGCUAACGCGCUCCAACCUAUAUCUACCGCCCCCGCUACGACCGGCGUCCCUCCUUUCCACGACCCGUUCGCGUCCCCCUUCGAACUCCCUCCCGAAUAUGCGCCCGUCGACGAGCUGGCGCGAAGCUUCCGGCUCGAGGCGCCCUUUGUAUACACAACCAAGACAAGCACUCUGCCACGAUACCAACUGCAGCAGGAGUUUUCGCGGAGCGGCCGGCCGCGGAAACUCAGCAUCAGGCGCUUGAUGCCGAACGAAUCGCGUGCGCAUUCAUUGCCCUCCUCGAACCUCGCACCCUUCUUCGGGCCGCAAAUCCGAUACGACGAAGACGCGACGAUGUACUCGAUGACCAGCUACGUUUUCGAAAUGCGGGGUCACCGCUCCAGCACCCUCGGCGGACGCAUAAAGAUAGAAUCGGGGAUAGGCCUGUUGGGCGGGAAAUGGACGAAGGUAUGGCAUGUUACGAAGAACGCGCAGAAGGAUAGCCUGAACCCGGAGAACGAGGCGCGCAUGCAGAAGUAUGGAUACCACGCCAACGAAGAGUGGGAUAGGCGGUUGCUGUUCUGCGUGAGGAAGGGGAUUUGGGAGGACGGCGAGGGCAGGGAGGUCGCGAGAGAGGCGCGGCCCGGAGAGUUUGAGGUUUGUGAGGCGGUAGGGCGAGAGGGGUGGAGGAGGGAUCUAGCGGUAAGCUGUUGGGUCAUGAAGGUUUGGAUGGGGGAGGGGUUGAGGUGGGAGAACGACGUGAAGGGCUGGUGACAGCGGAGCGCAUGCCAUGAUCGAGCGCCCUCUUGUCAUAAGAGGCCAAUAAUGG
Molecule: messenger RNA, 1157 nt
Organism: Trematosphaeria pertusa
Lineage: Eukaryota; Fungi; Ascomycota; Dothideomycetes; Pleosporales; Trematosphaeriaceae
Exons: 1
Coding region: 146-1102 (318 amino acids)
Source: RefSeq, a predicted model, not a curated record